CAACAGCACCAAUCCAAGAGGCGUUGGAAUUAGAUUCAGAUGGAUGUUUCUCAAUUUGUUGGACCCUGCAGAGCCGACACUUUGGCAUGGUCCGUCUGGGGAAAGCGAUCUCAGAUGGGAUGUCUUGAUGUUGCUCGCGCAAGAGGCGCUGGAGAGGAGGGCCUUGGGCAUUUUCCUGGAAGCUCUCGGUGCCUCCAAGGGCACAGUGAACUUGCGCGACUUUCGGCAGAGUUGCUUCACCGGCAACAGGACGCUCUACAUCUCCGGAGCUUCCCCGGACGUUUUGUGCCCUGCCGGACGCACUUCGGAACGGGCUGAGGCCGGGGUCGAGCCCGGCUGUCCCCUCUGCCAGCUUGCCAGCCAUGCGAUUUUGGACAGCUGGGAGGUAUGCCAUGGUGAGAAAACAUGGAAGGCCGCCACAUUCUCCACUCUGCCCACAUAAUGUGCGUCGUGUUGACACGCGAAAGCCGCGUCUUUAGGUCAUUUAGCAUCGAAAAAACACGUUCAUCAGGAAAAUAUAUGGAAUUGAAGAGGUCUUGAUUUCGAU
Messenger RNA from Cladocopium goreaui, 547 nucleotides. NCBI's taxonomy places the organism in Eukaryota, Dinophyceae, Suessiales, Symbiodiniaceae. The record is from the annotation of a GenBank genome assembly.